GCUGAGUUGCUUCUGAGGGGAGCCCAAGAUGACCGGUUCUAACGAGUUCAAGCUGAACCAGCUGCCCGAGGACGGCAUCUCCUCGGUGAAGUUCAGCCCCAACACCUCCCAGUUCCCGCUGGUCUCCUCCUGGGACACGUCCGUGCGCCUCUACGAUGUGCCGGCCAACUCCAUGCGGCUCAAGUACCAGCACACCGGCGCCGUCCAGGACUGCGCCUUCUACGAUCCAACGCAUGCGUGGAGUGGGGGUUUAGACCAUCAAUUGAAAAUGCAUGAUUUGAACACGGAUCAAGAAAAUCUUGUUGGAACCCAUGAUGCCCCUAUCAGAUGUGUUGACUACUGUCCAGAAGUGAAUGGGAUGGUUACUGGGAGUUGGGAUCAAACAGUUAAAUUGUGGGAUCCCAGAACGCCUUGUAAUGCUGGGACCUUCUCUCAGCCUGAAAAGGUGUCUCUCUUGGUGUCCGGAGACAGGCUGAUUGUGGGCACCGCGGGCCGCAGGGUGUUGGUGUGGGACUUACGGAACAUGGGCUACGUGCAGCAGCGCCGGGAGUCCAGCCUCAAGUACCAGACCCGCUGCAUACGGGCAUUUCCAAACAAGCAGGGUUAUGUAUUAAGCUCUAUUGAGGGCCGAGUGGCGGUUGAGUACUUGGACCCAAGCCCUGAGGUGCAGAAGAAGUAUGCCUUCAAGUGUCACAGACUGAAAGAAAAUAAUAUUGAGCAGAUUUACCCAGUCAACGCCAUUUCAUUUCACAACAUCCACAAUACCUUUGCCACAGGUGGUUCUGAUGGAUUUGUCAAUAUUUGGGAUCCAUUUAACAAAAAGCGACUGUGCCAGUUCCAUCGGUACCCUACCAGCAUUGCAUCCCUUGCCUUUAGUAAUGAUGGGACUACACUUGCAAUAGCGUUAUCGUAUAUGUAUGAAAUGGAUGACACGGAACAUCCUGAAGAUGGUAUCUUCAUUCGCCAAGUGACAGAUGCAGAAACAAAACCCAAGUCCACCUAAUCAUCUCGUGAAAGUGGUUUCUCUACGAAAAGCUUUCUUUUGCUUCCUACAAAUACAUACUUAUCCCCUAAGGGAUGUGUUAUAGUCAUUGUGGACGCGUUAUUCAGUAUGUGGAUUUCUCUGUUUUCUAUCUUAAAAAAAAAAAAAACUUGUCUGUGUGCCCCUUCAUACUGACUGCGUGUAGGAUGUGGGGUCUUUGUGUCCUUGUGCCGUAGUCUGAAGAAUUGCUUUCCCCCCCAGCAAGCCCAGUUGCUGUGUAUAAGCAGCUUGAGCUCUUUUUGUAAAAUAACCUAAACCUGUUAUUUCCAUGCUGUCUAAUAAAUCAGAGAUUCAG
Molecule: messenger RNA, 1337 nt
Organism: Hippopotamus amphibius kiboko
Lineage: Eukaryota; Metazoa; Chordata; Mammalia; Artiodactyla; Hippopotamidae
Product: mitotic checkpoint protein BUB3-like
Biological process (GO): mitotic spindle assembly checkpoint signaling
Cellular component (GO): kinetochore; mitotic checkpoint complex; bub1-bub3 complex
Molecular function (GO): ubiquitin binding
Source: RefSeq, a predicted model, not a curated record